GUGACGUAGAAUCCGUGCGACGCAAACGUAUAUCAUACAACAGCGGCCUGUGUUAUCACUUGAGCGCUGUAAUUUUUUCUUCGGUGGAGGAUUUUACUCUACAAUCCACAGACCAUCAUGAAACUAGUCAGGUUCUUGAUGAAGCUCAGCCAUGAGACGGUUACCAUUGAAUUGAAGAAUGGCACCCAGGUCCACGGCACCAUCACAGGAGUUGAUGUGAGCAUGAACACUCACCUGAAAGCAGUGAAGAUGACCCUGAAAAACAGGGAGCCCACUCAGCUGGAAUCACUGAGUAUCCGUGGCAACAAUAUUCGCUACUUCAUUCUUCCGGACAGCCUCCCACUGGACACCUUACUGGUCGACAUCGAGCCAAAGAUCAAGUCCAAGAAGAGGGAAGCUGUGGCUGGACGGGGACGAGGAAGAGGACGAGGGCGCGGAAGAGGAAGGGGACGAGGCCGGGGCGGUCCAAGGAGAUGAUCACCCGGUUGUGCAUUUGCUGGCAACCACGCCGCUGUUUGUACAGGAUUUUUUUUUCUUGCCUCAGAGGGAGCGUUUUGUGAAUUUCCAUGUGUUUUUGUCAGUUUUGUUUUUCUUUUUUUGUACAUUAAAAUCCUUGUUAAGAGGAUACACUUGACUCUGCAUUUUCUUCAUCUUUGGUAACAAGUUUAUUUUAACCUUGAAAAUUGUUUUCGUCACAGGGCUGAAUAAAGUAUUUGCAUAGAAAA
Molecule: messenger RNA, 725 nt
Organism: Notolabrus celidotus (New Zealand spotty)
Lineage: Eukaryota; Metazoa; Chordata; Actinopteri; Labriformes; Labridae
Gene: snrpd1
Product: small nuclear ribonucleoprotein D1 polypeptide
Exons: 4
Coding region: 118-477 (119 amino acids)
Biological process (GO): RNA processing; spliceosomal snRNP assembly
Cellular component (GO): U4 snRNP; SMN-Sm protein complex; U2 snRNP
Molecular function (GO): RNA binding
Source: RefSeq, a predicted model, not a curated record